UGGCCGUCGGUUGUUGCUGGGAGACGGCUGGCGGGAACGGGAGCGGGAGCGGGAGCGGGAGGGGCAGCGGCGGUCGGGAAGCUGCGGCCCGAGGGCGAUUGCAGCCGCCGCCAUGAGCCACCAGGGAGCCGCGCUGCAGUCGUACAACAACGAACUGGUUAAAUGCAUAGAGGAUUUGUGCACAAAGAGAGAGGAGCUGAAUCAGCAAAUUCUCAAGGAAGAAGAAGAGAAGAACAGACUUCAGAAUGACAUUCGCAUUUUGACGGAGAAACUUGCAAAGGUGAAUGAGAGCCUAGCACGCAAAAUGGCCACACGAAAUGAAUUUGAUAGAACUAUUGCAGAGACUGAAGCCGCUUAUAUGAAGAUCCUGGAAAGCUCACAGACUCUGCUGACUGUCCUGAAGCGGGAAGCUGGAAGUCUGAGUCAAGUCAAAGAGAACAGGGAUGAAUGACUCCUGAUUUUUCUGCAAUCAGCUUCAAUCACAGCAGUGAGAAAUGUCCUCAACAGAUGCCCACUGUACAGUUUCAAAUAACACCUCUAUCAGGGAUUUUUGAUUCUUCAAAAAAAAUGACUUGUUUGUAGUGCUGCGUUGUAAUAAAGUAUAUAGAUAGAGAAAACAUGAAUUAUUUAAAUAUAUCAUUAUAAUGAUUGGGAAUCGUUCCAGCACUAGAAAGAAGUUUACCUGCCUUUUAUGGUGAGAGGAGGGAUAGUGAUCCCCGAUUUCUGUAAUAGUUUUAUCAUUUGAACUCCCCCAAUCACUUUGGCAUUGAAGGAAAAUGCUAUGCUGUGAAGGAGGAAGUCGACAGGAAUAGCUAAUGUCUCGGUGGGCAUUGGCCACAAAAAUCUUUGUGCAGUCAUACGUUUUUCAACACAAAGUUCUAAAUUUUGGUAUUGCAACAUCUAUAGACAGGAUAACUGAGUUCAUACUUAAAGAUUUAGUUAAAGCUUUAUGUCAAACUAUUGUAGGAUUUUGUGAAUAAAACACACGAGUCAGUUUAUAUGCUUAAAAGCCACAACCCUUUACUUCCAUUAUGAGCAGUCCGAAAGCAGUGGCCUUACAUUGACAUCAUUACAUCAGACACCAUCUCUUAAAGUGAACACAAUUCAAUGACGGUGUUUAUCAGUUAUGUAGAACAGUUUCUGUUAUGAACAAUGUAUCAUCUGUCACUCACUGCAUUACCCUACACAGCAACCCCCCCGAUCCCAACCCAGAAUUCACCAAAACUGGCUUCGUGAAUGAGCCUGGAGCUCGUAUGACCUGCCCGGCUCGGGUCCUAUGGAGUAACAGCAGAGGUGCUUCUGGCACAUCCAGGAGUGUGCUAACAUGCAGAUGUUCAUGUUGUGACGCAGGAGGUAUGGUAGUGGAACCAUCCAGGUCUUGGCAGGCCAGUUUAAGGCGAUCUACAGAAAUACAUUCAGGUUUGCCCGUCCUACCUACAAGAAUAAUCUUUCCACCACAUUCCAAAACAGGGAACGGGCUAUCAUUAGGGGGCCUAAGUGGGUGUCAAUAUGCAUCACUAUGGACAAAAAUGAACAAGGUCAACUGAAACCCAAGAGUGCUGUUUCCAUGAUGGGAGGUAGGAAUAGACGUAAAAGAAUUGAGUUUACUUUAUACUUUAUUGUUGCCAAACAAUUGGUACUAGAAUGUACAAUCAUCUUAGCGAUAUUUGAUUCUGCACUUCCCACUCCCUGGAUUACAAAUAUUAAAUAUUAAAAAAUUAAAUUAUAAAUCAUAAAUAGAAAAAUGAGGAGGGCAGAACAUGAAGUGCCAACCAGGUGGUUGUGGAGUCAGGAAUAAAAUCACCUGGCACCCAUAGUCCCAUAGUACACCAACUGAGCUGUGUGGAGGACUGCAGGUCCUCUUUUCUGAGCCCCAGCAAGAGCCACGGGAGACGACCAUGCCCAUACUCGUCCCACGUGAGGGUCCUCAGCGCAGCCUUUAAGGAACAGUGAAAUCGCUCACACAGGCCAUUGGACUGCAUGUGAUACGCUAUGCUGUGAUGCAAUUUACCGCCAAGAUUCUGGGCCAUUGUGCCCCAGAGGUCUGAAGUGAGUUGGGGACCACGGUCAGAAGAAACAUCAGAUGAGGUGCAAAACCAAAUAACCCAGGUGUCGAUGAAUAGCCGAGCCUUGUCUGCAGCCAUCAUUGGCGCUAGAGGGAUAACCUCUGGCAUCCACCUUGGUAAGGAGAUGUGUGGAACUGCUGUUGGGGGUGGGGGGAGGAGAGCAGGGGAGGACCAACCAGGUCCACAGCAACGUAAUCAAACCAUAACUCAGGAACUUCAAAUGGUGCCAAAACAUGAUGGUUAAUUUUUGCCCUCUGAUGCACCUGUUCCUAAGAGAUCAAAUCCUAUGGCCAGUUCUCUCAGGCUCCUUUCUUGCCACCUCCCACCAAAAAGACUUCGACCCACCUUAGUGUCCAUCGUAAAAUCUCUUCCCCCAGCGUCCUGAUUGGAUGACACACAUUCCUAAGCAUCCCUUACCUAUAACAGUAACCCAAACAGGCUGGAAGCAGAACAGACUGUUCUCACAGUAUUGCUAAAAUGAAAUACCUACAGCAUAGCACAAAAUAUCUGAAGCAGGCCAUUACACAAGAGAGGGGCAACAGCUCCAUGUUGAGAAUGGUGCAUGUAUGGAAUGAGCUCUCAGAGAAAGUGAUUGAGUGAUACAAUAACAAUAUUCAAAAGACAAGUAUGUGAUUAGGAAGGGUUUAGAGCAGGGGUUCCCAGCAUGGGGUCCACAGACCCCUCAGUUAAUGGUAUUGGUCUAUGGUAUAAACAAGGUUGGGAACCCCUGGUUUAGAGGGAUAUGGACUAAAUGGGACACCAUAGUCAGCACAAAUGAGUGGGGCUAAAGACCUGUUGUCCUGUUGUAUUAUCUGUACUAUGACUCUAAAAGAAGUUGUGCAUUUGAAAAGCAUAUCCUGGACACAGUUUAAAGCUACUAAGCAUUACAUGUGUUCAGUGGCUGGCUAGAGAGACUUCAUCGAGCAUCUCAAAUUACAAUGGAGUGCAGAUCAUUUGAUAGGGUAGUGAGACGAUCAUCAGCCGAGCUGGAGUUGCACAUGCUGGGUAAGGAAUCAUUGAAUGACAAUGGUACUGAAGGAACCUUAACGUUUGUGCUGUCUCUCUGCAAGAGCAAUGCAACUAGUCCCCAUGGCUCUAUUGUUUCAUUUUCCCUCAAAUACUGAUUCAUUUUAUAUUUGAGAGCCAUAAUAGAAACUGUCCAGUCAGGCAGCCAAUGGACUCCAGAUACUGAGUAGUCAUCUGCUCUUGGGUAUGAAUUUCUGUAGCUAAGUGGUCCUGGUAGAACUCACUGAAUAUGUUUAUACAGAAAUAAAAACAAAAGAGGUGAUAGACUCUCAAUCUCUUUUAAAUGUUACAGCUGAAUCUGCCUCCAGCCCAACAAGGCAUUCCAGAACCUAACCACCUACUCCAUAAUAAAGAAAUUUUCCAUUAUCGUCUUUGAUUCUUUGGGCAAUCACCUUCCUUCAUUUUGUAUCCCAGGUUCUUGACCACAGUGGAUCUCUACUGCUUGAAGUGAGGGAGUGCAGUGCAACUGCAGUGAGAAGGCCACCUUUCAAAAAUAAUAUACAUCUAGGGUCAGUAUGAUUUGAGGUUCAGCUAAACAGGAACCUCAGGUUGUUCCGAUUAAAGAAACUUCAGUUUGAGUGAAUGCUGUGUAACUACUGCCCAUAUACAAUUAUCAAUUGGCAAGAAAUAACUGUACACCACAUAAAAUUAUAAAGCAUAUUUACUAAUUUCAGCUUUAUCAAAGUUAUUGAGAAAGAAUGAAGUAAAAGGGCCCAUUUCAGUUAAACGUGCACAUAACAGUUGGAGCUUGUGUCUUCCAAAGCUGGGUAUAACCGUUGCUCAUGGCGCUGAACCCUUGGUCUGGGUGAAAGCACCAGCUGCAGUCCAAACUUCCCUUAAAGUCCAUCUCGAACAAACUGGCUCUCUUUCAGAAGUAUUGACUCUCCUCCCUGGAGCCAUUCAUCUGCACAAAGCACUUCUUGCAAUGGGGACUCUUCUUCCCACAGCAUCCUGCUGCAUCUCCCUUCUGUUCUGCCAGAGAGUCCCCAAACUGGACUACUGUGUGUCACAAACCUCUCUCCACCCCGUUCUCUCUAGCACUUCCUCCAGAUCCCACCAUCCUGAUUGGCUGAUGCAACAUUCCAAAGCUGAACAGCAAGGCUUCUCAUCUUAGCCAAAAUCAAAACAUUCUACCAGUAGGACACACUGCUUUUGCAGAAAACUGACAAAAUGAAAUACCUACAGCAUAAUGUAGAAAUCUAAGCCAGGGUAUUACACACAGAAGGUAGCGAGUUCCUGAAAUGAGUUGUCAGAGGAAAUGAUCAAGGCAGGUACAACUGCAACAUUUAAGUUGUAUUUGCAUAGUUACAUGGCGAGGAAAGACUUGGAGGAUUAUAGGCCGAACACAGGCAAUUGGGAUGAGCAGGAAGGAUAUUAUGGUUGGCAUGGACCCAUUGGGCUGAAGGGCCAUGUUGUAUUACUUUAUGACUAUGACUCGAAGGAUUUCCCAUUUUUCCAGCCUGCAAGUCCUUCAUCGCUAGAAUAUGGAGGACCCGAGCUGGACACAAUAUUGCAGACAUGGAUAAACCCAGUGCCUCAUGUAUUCCUUGCUAUUAUACUCUAUAAUUCUUCAACCACACCACUUCAUCAACCUAACCUGCCAUUUUCAAUGUAUUGUAUUCCUUUUACCAAUGCAACCUUUUCAUAAUUACAUUUUCUCAUCUUCUGAGCAGAAAAUAAAACUAUUUCUCAGCAUUAAAUCUCAUCUGCCAUCUACCAGUUAGUGUGUCCAUAUCUCGUUGAAGUCUCUUCCUAUCCUCAGUUUAACAACCCUCCAAAUUUUGUGUCCUCUGCAAAUUCAGAGAUAGUCACCCAUGUACUAUACCUAAUCAAAUAAUGAAUUUAUAUAACUAAAGGCAAUGGUCUCUAGCACUGGACCUUGGGAAACUCCACUGUAUGCUCACUUCCAGAACGUAAUGGCCUUUCCCCAUUCUGUCUCCUGUUGCAGAGAAUGAAAAAUUGGCCACCACCCCUUCUACUCCAGGUCUUCACCCUGAGAAAGUCUACUAUGUAGUAUCUUAUUGAAAGAUCUUUGGAAGUCCACAUAAAUCAUAUUAAACACAUUUCACUCAUUGAUCUCAUCAAAAUCAUAUUAGUUUAGUUAAAAAUGACUUGUCUUUAACAAAUUUAUAAUCGGUGUUUGCUAAUCAAUCCGAGACACUAAAUUUUUAUUAUUACUUCGUCCCUUGCUUCCCAUGACAAUCUGAGAUUCAACUCAUUACAUCUGAAAAUGGCAUCACAGGCAGACAGUGGUGAAGAAGGCAUAUAGCAAACUUUUCUUCAUUGUUUGGGGCACUGACUAAAACUUGGCAAAGUCAUAUUGUAGCUGUAUAAAACUUGGAUCGCAAAAGGAAUGUUGUGUGCAGUUCUGGUUGUCACACUACGGGAAGGUUGUGGAGGGGGUGCAGAAGAGGUUCACCAGGUUGUUGCUUGGGCUGAAAUGUCUUAGCUUCAAGGAGAGAUUGGACGAACUUGCACUGUUUUCUCUGGAGUGCUGAAGGUUAAGUAACCUGACAAGUACUAAUGAGAGGAAUAGAGUAGAUAUGAGACUUUCUCCCAGGGUGGGAAUAUCAAAUACUAGAAGGCAUAGGUUAAAGGGGAAAGUUUAAAAAUAUGCAAGGCAAUUAUUUUUUCCCCCCACAGACAGUGGAAGGUGAGAUGGAAGAUGCAGAUACAGUGGCUGUGUGUAAGAGGCUUUGAGAUAAAUACACAAAUAUUCAGGGAAUGGAGGAAUAUGGUCCAUGUGCAGGCAGUUGGCAGUAGUUUACACUGGCGUCAUGCUUGGUAUAGAUAGGGUGGGUUGAAGAGCCUGUUGCUGUGCUGAGCUGUUUCAUCCGUAGUAGAUGAAAUAUCCAUUUAUGCAAGUCCAUAGUUCUAGUUCUAGCAUAUCCAGAAUCUCAGUGACAUCUCUCUUUCUGAAUCUCCAUCAGCACCUCUUCCUCUAAAAACAUGAUAUAAAGUACUUAUUUAGAUCUUAGCUGUUCCCUCUGCCUCUGUGAUAAUGACUCAGUUCUCCCUGAUCAAACUCCCUUAAAACCCUUUUUGUUUGGAUUCCCUUUUAUACCUGCUGCUAGUCUUUUUUUCAUGAACUCCUUUUCCCAUUUCCUUUAUUGCUCUUUUAAACCCUCUAUAAUCAGCCCAAUCCUCCCUUGAGCUAAAAACUUGGCAUCUGCUAUGCUUCUUUAAUUCUGCUCUGUUUUACUCUCUAUUCAUUCACCAGGGAAGACCAUAAGACAUAGGAGUAGAAUUAGGGCAUGUGGCCCAUCGCUCCUUUUUUCCCAUCCUCACCCCCAUUCCCCAGCCUUCUCCCCAUAACCAUCUUCCAACCAAGAACCUAUCAAUCUCUGCCUUAAAUACACCCAACAAUCCUGUCUCCACAGUUGCAUGUGGUAACAAUUUCACCACCCUCUGGCUAAAGAAAUUUCUCCGCAUCAAUUUUAAAUGGAUGCCCCUCUCUCCUGAGGCUGUGCCCUCUUGUCCUGGAUUCCCCUACCAUGAGGAAUAUCCUUUCCACAUCUACUGUCUAGGCCCUUCAACAUUCAAAAGGUUUCAAUGAGAUCCCCCCCCCCCCGCCAUCCUUCUAAAUUCCAGCAAGCACAGACCCAGAGCCAUCAAACAUUCCUCAUAUGAUGAUCCUUUCAUUCCCAGAAUCCUUGUGAACCUCCUCUGAACCCUCUCCAAUGCCAGCACACCAUUUCUUAGAUGAAGCUCAAAACUGUUCACAAUACUCAAGGUGAGGCCUCACCAGUGCCUUAUAAAGCCUCAGCAUUACAUCCCUGCUCUUGUAUUCUGGACCUCUUGAAAUGAAUGCUAUUAUUGCAUGGGAACUCUCACUUUAACUCCUCAAAACUUUUGAAACAAUUCCAAACUAAAAUUACAAACGGGGAAAUCUGCAGAUGCUGGAAAUUCAAGCGCUCACAUAAAAAAUGCUGGUGAACGCAGUAGGCCAGGCAGCAUCUCUGAAAAAGAAAGUACAGUCGAUGUUUGAGGCCAAAACCCUUCAGCAGGACUGGAGUAAAAAGGCUGAGGAGUAGAUUCAAAACAUGGGGGGAGGGGAGAGAAACGCCAAGCGAUAGUUGAAACUUGGAGGGGGAGGGAUGAAGCAGAGUUAGGAAGCUGAUUGGUGAAAGAGACAGA
Molecule: messenger RNA, 7229 nt
Organism: Mobula hypostoma (lesser devil ray)
Lineage: Eukaryota; Metazoa; Chordata; Chondrichthyes; Myliobatiformes; Myliobatidae
Gene: ssna1
Product: Sjogren syndrome nuclear autoantigen 1
Exons: 3
Coding region: 113-451 (112 amino acids)
Cellular component (GO): centrosome; ciliary basal body
Source: RefSeq, a predicted model, not a curated record